GGGGGCGCUGUGCGCGCGGCCCCCUCAGCGCCGUGAGGCGGCUCCGGGCCGGGCCUGGGGAGGCUCCGAGACCGGCCCCGCUCCGGCCCCGCUCCGGCCCCGCUCCGGCCCCCGCUCCGCUCCCACAACCCCUCCGACCCCUCCAGCCACCCCGCCCCGAGGAUGAGCCGCCCCCAGCGCCGGCCCGUGUGUGGCGACCCCCGAGCGGAGCCGCGCGGGAUGGGACCGCUGCAGCUCUGAGCCGCCCCUCCCCGCCGCCGCUAUGGGAGACUCGGGCGCGGGUCCCGAUCCCCGCCGGGGGCCGGGCCCGGAUCCGGCGCCCCAAGGGAACAACGGGGGGACGUCCCUGAGCGUCAUCUCGGAGGGCGUGGGCGAGCUGGCCCUCAUCGACCCCGAGGUGGCCCAGAAGGCCUGCGAGGAGGUGCUGGAGAAGGUGAAGCUGCUGCACGGGGCCGUCCCCAACGGGGAGGCCGGCGAGGGCUGCGAGAUCCGCUGCCUGGACGAGCCCCGGCUGCGCGAGGAGGACGAGGAGGGCGCGGCCAACACGGUGAAGACGGCGCGGCGGCGGCAGAAGAACAACUCGGCCAAGCAGUCGUGGCUCCUGCGGCUCUUCGAGUCGAAGCUCUUCGACAUCUCCAUGGCCAUCUCCUACCUGUACAACUCCAAGGAGCCCGGCGUGCAGGCCUACAUCGGCAACCGGCUCUUCUGCUUCCGCCACGAGGACGUGGACUUCUACCUCCCGCAGCUGCUCAACAUGUACAUCCACAUGGACGAGGACGUGGGCGACGCCAUCAAGCCCUACAUCGUGCACCGCUGCCGCCAGAGCGUCGACUUCUCGCUGCAGUGCGCGCUGCUGCUGGGGGCCCUCUCCUCCGACAUGCACAUCUCCACCCAGCGCCACUCCCGCGGCACCAAGCUGCGCCGCCUCAUCCUCUCCGACGAGCUCAAGCCCAGCUCGGCCCAGGGGCAGCAGCGGCGCCGGGAGCUGCCUCCUUCCUCCUCCUCCUCCUCCUCCUCCUCCUCGGCGGUGGGGGGGGCGCCGGGGGUGGGCCAGGACGGCACCACGGGGCUGUCGCCCUCCAAGAGGACUCACCAGAGGUCCAAGUCGGACGCCACGGCCUCCAUCAGCCUGAGCAGCAACCUGAAACGCACGGCCAGCAACCCCAAGGUGGAGAGCGACGAGGAGCCGGCCCGCCUGGCCCCGGAGCGGGAGUUCAUCCAGUCCCUGAUCUCCAUCGGGAAGCGUUUGGCCACCCUGCCCACCAAGGAGCAGAAAACCCAACGUUUGGUGUCGGAGCUGUCGCUGCUCAACCACAAACUGCCCGCCCGGGCCUGGCUGCCCACGGCCGGCUUCGAGCACCACGUGGUCAGGGUGCCCCACUCCCAGGCCGUGGUGCUCAACUCCAAGGAUAAGGCUCCCUAUCUGAUCUACGUGGAAGUGCUGGAAUGUGACAAUUUCGACACGGCGAAUGUUCCCGCCCGGAUCCCGGAGAACCGGAUCCGGAGCACGCGCUCGGCCGAGAACCUGCCCGAGGUGGGGAUGAGCCACGAGCAGAGGACGGGCAGCUUCAGCACCGUCCCCAACUACGACAACGACGACGAGGCCUGGUCCGUGGACGACAUCGGGGAGCUCCAGGUGGAGCUUCCAGAGGUUCACACCAACAGCUGUGACAACAUCUCCCAGUUUUCCGUGGACAGCAUCACGAGCCAGGAGAGCCGGGAGCCCGUGUUCAUCGCCGCCGGGGACAUCCGGAGGCGGCUGUCGGAGCAGCUGGCGCACACCCCCACCUCCUUCCGCAGGGAUCCCGAGGAUCCGUCCGCCGUCGCCCUCAAGGAGCCCUGGCAGGAGAAAGUCAGGAGGAUCCGGGAAGGGUCUCCCUACGGACACCUCCCCUCCUGGAGGCUCCUCUCCGUCAUCGUCAAGUGCGGCGACGACCUUCGCCAGGAGCUGCUGGCAUUCCAGGUGCUCAAACAGCUCCAGUCCAUCUGGGAGCAGGAGCGGGUCCCGCUGUGGAUCAAGCCCUACAAGAUCCUGGUGAUCUCGGCCGACAGCGGGAUGAUCGAGCCCGUGGUCAACGCCGUGUCCAUCCACCAGAUCAAGAAGCAGUCCCUGCUCUCCCUGCUGGAUUAUUUCCUGCAGGAGCACGGGAAUUACAACACCGAGUCCUUCCUGAGCGCCCAGAGGAACUUCGUGCAGAGCUGCGCCGGGUACUGCCUGGUCUGCUACCUGCUGCAGGUCAAGGACAGGCACAACGGGAACAUCCUGCUGGACGCCGAGGGCCACAUCAUCCACAUCGACUUCGGGUUCAUCCUCUCCAGCUCCCCCCGGAAUUUGGGCUUCGAGACCUCGGCCUUCAAACUCACCUCCGAGUUCGUGGACGUGAUGGGGGGCCUGGACGGGGACAUGUUCAACUACUACAAGAUGCUGAUGCUGCAGGGGCUGAUUGCGGCCAGGAAACACAUGGACAGGGUGGUGCAGAUCGUGGAGAUCAUGCAGCAAGGCUCGCAGCUCCCGUGUUUCCACGGCUCCUCGACCAUCCGGAACCUGAAGGAGCGUUUCCACAUGAACAUGACGGAGGAGCAGCUGCAGCUGCUGGUGGAGCAGAUGGUGGACGGGAGCAUGAGAUCCAUCACCACCAAGCUCUACGACGGCUUCCAGUACCUCACCAACGGCAUCAUGUGACCGCAUUCCCAAAAAAAAACACCCGGAUCCCGCCCUCGGGAAAGGAGGAGCUUCCAGCGGGAGCGGCGGCUUUUUUUGUCUCCUCCUCCUCCCCCUCGGGAGACUCUUCCCAGGGGCGGGACCGACCCCGAGGACGCGCAGAGGAAAAAAAAACCCACAGGAAAACAACGGGAUGGAAAAGGAAAAAGAAAAAAAAAAACAGGAAAAGCAGGAAAAAAAAAACAAAAACACAAACAAACAAAACUUAUCCCAAAUAUCCCCCCCCCCCCCCCGCUGGUGGAAAUCAUGGAAUCAUGUGGAAAACGGGGCUGGGGGAGGAAGGAAAGGGGGGAACCCCUUAGGGGGGGUCCUGGAGCCCCCCCCAGGAAUCCAUGGAAUGUUUGGGAUGGGAAGGGGGGUGGGGGCAGCAGAGCUGGAUCCCGAGGGUCCCUUCCCUGCAGGGAUCCCCCCCCGGGGUGGGCAGGGAUGGCAGGGGGGGCCUGGAGAUUCCAGGGGGGUCCUGGAGAUUCCAGGGGGGAUCCUGGAGAUUCCAGGGGGGGUCCUGGAGAUUCCAGGGGGGGUCCUGGAGAUUCCAGGGGGGAUCCUGGAGCUGCUGCCUCCUCCUCCUCCUCCUCCUCCUCCUUGCUCCCUGCUCCAGGAAUUUGGGAUUUGGGACUGGGACGCUCCUUCCCUGCCCCAUUCCCGGGGAUUUCGGGGGGGGGGGAUCCCAGAGGUGCCUCCCCAGGAUGGGGUUGGGGGGGGAGGGGAGGACCCAGAGCCUUCCCAACCCCCCCGGGAAGGGAAAACCACCCCCAAAAUCCCCCCCCCCCUCGUGUGUCCGACCCCUCUCUUGGCUUUAAGAGCAGUGACCCCCCCCCUGCACCCCAAAUGUCCCCCCCAAAUGUCCCCCCCAGGCUCAGCCCGUCCUGCUGGUCAGAUGGGGACGCUCUGACAGCGUCCAGUGUCCCCCCCCAUCCCCGUGUCCCCCCCUCAGUGUCCCCCCCCCCGUCCCCCCCCCCCCAAUCUCUUUGUUUAGCACUAAUUAUUUGUCACGUUGAUGAUGAUUAUUUAGCAUUAAAAACCAAAAAAAUUCUA
Messenger RNA from Pseudopipra pipra, 3757 nucleotides. RefSeq names its product phosphatidylinositol 4-kinase beta (gene PI4KB). Gene Ontology annotation, biological process: phosphatidylinositol phosphate biosynthetic process; phosphatidylinositol-mediated signaling. The transcript has 13 exons. Bases 263 to 2683 code for a protein of 806 amino acids. The record is from RefSeq and is a predicted model, not a curated record. Gene Ontology annotation, molecular function: 1-phosphatidylinositol 4-kinase activity. Gene Ontology annotation, cellular component: cytoplasm; membrane. NCBI's taxonomy places the organism in Eukaryota, Metazoa, Chordata, Aves, Passeriformes, Pipridae.